This is a messenger RNA of Trichobilharzia regenti, 605 nucleotides long. Lineage: Eukaryota; Metazoa; Platyhelminthes; Trematoda; Strigeidida; Schistosomatidae. The record is from the annotation of a GenBank genome assembly.
AGGUUCACUAGCACAUCAAAGCAUGCAGGGAAACAAAUUCGUCGUGUUGUUGAUUGCAAGUCUGUGUGUUACAGCGAAUGCCUACUAUCAAGGUCACAGGGUGAAUGGUGUUCAGUCAGUUGCAAAUGAAUAUUUGAAUGAGCUCGAACCUUUGGUUGAAUUGUCUGAAGAUCUAGAAUAUCAGGAAUCAGUAGAUCCACAUCAGCAAACAUAUGGUCAGUGGUCAUCAGGCCAAUCAGAAGAGCAGCAGCAGGAAGAAUUGACUAUGGCGGGGAAGAAGCUUUGUGUCUGUGAGAGUGAGGCGCCUCGAGUCCAUCUACCUGUCAGGUAUGACAACUUCGCUGAAGAAAGUUACAACUAUGACUACCAACCUACUGAAAGCUCAUAUGGAGGCGCAUAUUAUCCUGUUCGGAAGCGUCAUCUAGCCUAAUUGUCCCUAUCCUUCCAUAUCAUGCCAUAAUGCAUUGAAAUGCAUGAAUGUGUACCGGCGAAUUCUGAUGCAAAUAUGUGACACGGAUAGUGUCGCAUAUUUUGCACAGAUUUUCUUCUCUUCACUAUUGAUUAGUUUCCCCGGUUAAAUAAAAUGUUUUACAAGCCAUGAGUGA